AUGGAGACCCAAAAGAGUUUUUCACUGAACUUUACACUGCCAUCGAAUACAACUUCCUCUCCAGUUGCCACGAGUGCCAAAGCCACAGACUGUGGUCCCUCUAUUGGACUAGCAGCUGGAAUCCCAUCCCUGCUGGCCACAGCCCUGCUGGUGGCUUUGCUGUUUACCUUGAUCCAGCGAAGAAGAACCAUCAAUGAGCCUGUCGAGGAGACUGAGAUACCAUGUGAAAUUUCAGAACUCUAUGACAAUCCCAAAAUAUCCGAGAAUCCUAGGCGCUCACCCACCCAUGAAAUGAACCCACGAGGCACCCAAGAAGGUCACAUAUAUGUGAAGACUGUCUCGGGAAGCGAGGAGCCCCUGCCGGACACCUACCGUCCUCCUGAAGAAAUAGAGAGAAGAAGAGGACUUUGGUGGCUCAUACCCAGACUGAGCCUAGAAUGA
Molecule: messenger RNA, 441 nt
Organism: Grammomys surdaster
Lineage: Eukaryota; Metazoa; Chordata; Mammalia; Rodentia; Muridae
Gene: Opalin
Product: oligodendrocytic myelin paranodal and inner loop protein
Exons: 6
Coding region: 1-441 (146 amino acids)
Cellular component (GO): cell-cell contact zone; plasma membrane
Source: RefSeq, a predicted model, not a curated record